UGUCGUUGAGAAUUGAGGAGAUUUGAGACUAGAAAGCAGAGAGACUUUCCUCUGGUGCGCGAAAUCGAGAGUUUGUCUUCUCUAUUAUUCACGUACACCCUGUUUCUCUCUCUCUCUCUCAUCGUUAUUUUUUUUUUAUUUCUCUCUUUCUCUCUCUUUCUGUGUAUACUUAUAUUUAGGGGACUUAUAUAGUUUUAUGUAUAAUGUGCAUCGGCAAGGGAUUUUGCAGCUCGAUCUGUAAGUUGUUUUAAUCAGUUUUUUUGCACGAAUUUUCGGUUGAAUUUUUUUAUCUGAUGCAUUGAAUUACAGCAGAAAUUUGGGGUGAAUUUGAAAGCCCUAGAUCUUACUUGAUUCGCAGUUUGAUUGGAUCGAGUAGGGCGAUUUUGGUUUGACCAAGUGGGUUUUGUAAUUGGAUCUGGAAAAAUUACUAGCUAGAAUUUGAUAGGGUUUUAAUUUUGGUAGCGGUGACUUUCUUUUUAUUGUUUUAGUGAGAAGUAUUCUCUAGGGUUUGAGUUGAUGGCUUCGAAUCCUCCAUUCCAAGUGGAGGAUCAGACUGAUGAGGAUUUCUUUGAUAAGUUGGUGAACGAUGAUGACGAUGACGUUGAUCUUAAGGUCACUGCCACGUCAUCGUUGGCUUCCACCGCCUCAGGGCCUGUUUUCACGGAUGGGGAUGAGUCUGACGAGGUUAAGGGCUUUGCGAAUUUGAGUCCAAAUGAGGCCGAUGAUAGUGAUAAGAAUGAUAAAAAGAUGGGAAUAGAUGAUUUGGGUGGGAAAUUAGAGAGGGAGCCGAAUGGCGUGGUUAAUGAAGUUGUUGAGAUUGAUGCUAAAGGGGCUGUGGCGGUGGAGGGUGUAGUGGAGGAGAGUAAUGGUGUUUUGGAAUCAUCGAGUUCAUUUGAGUUUGCAGGUGUAGUUGAGGAAAAUAAUGAAAAUGUAGGUACUGAGGUUUUGUCUGAUGCGACCACCUCUAGUAAGAGUGACGGAUCUGGAGCUUUGGGUGUGAAGGAGGUGCAAUGGAGUGCCUUUAAUACCAAACAGGCUCAGAAUGAUAGUAAUGGGUUUGGAUCCUACUCAGAUUUUUUCACCGAGUUGGGAGAGAAAGCUGGCGAUUCAAGUGCCAAUAUGCUGAACAAUUUUGAUAAUGAGAUAAAGGGUAUAUCUGCCAAUGAAAAACAUGAAUCUGCAUAUUUGGAUAGCUCAAAUUAUGGGGAUUUUCAAGAUAGUUAUAAUUAUGGUACAGCUGCACAUAAAAGUAUAGAGGGGCAGGAUCUAAAUAGCAGUCAAUACUGGGAAAACCAAUAUCCUGGGUGGAAGUUUGAUCCAACUACUGGUCAGUGGUAUCAGGUGGAUGGCUACAAUGCGGGUGUAAAUGUGCAGGGAACUGCAGACUCUAACCCAGCUGGUGAUUGGACUGCUUUUGAUGGAAAGACUGAGGUUUCUUACUUGCAGAACACUGCUCAGUCUGUUGCUGGAACGGUAGCUGAGAGUGGUACGACUGAGAGCGUCACUAACUGGAAUCAAACAUCAUAUCUCAAUGAUGCUACUGGGGCUGAAUCAAAUUGGAAUCAGGUGUCUCACGUGAGCAGUACGGGUGGAACUACAUCAGAGUGGAAUCAAGGAUCACAAGUAAAGAACGAGUACCCAUCACAUAUGGUGUUUGAUCCUCAAUACCCUGGUUGGUACUAUGAUACAAAUGCCCAAGAGUGGCGAUUGUUGGAUGCAUAUGUUUCAUCUUCUCAAUCAACUACUGGAGCUCAAGAUCAGCAUAAGCAGAAUGUGUCUAUGACAGAUACUCUCUCUCAGUACGACGAUCAGAAGACAUUUGAUACAUAUAAACAGAAUGUCUCUAUGACAGAUACUUUCUCUCAGUAUGACAAUCAGAAGACAUUUGAUACAUAUAAGCAAAACCUGAAUUAUACUUCAGAAGGAUUUGCUGCCCAAAGCCAAGAUUACAACUGGGCUGGAUCAUUCGGUCAUUUCAACCAUCAAAAUUCAAAUAUGUGGCAGCAUGGAACUGCUGUUAAUCCUGAAUCCAGUACAGGUUAUGGGCAAAACCAACAAUUGAAGAACCAUUAUGGCACAAAUGUUUUGGGAAACAACCGUGUUAAUCAACAGAACUCUAGCAAUUAUGGGGGAACAAUUCCUUAUCAUGAGAGAGGAAGUCAAAGUCAGAAAGAGUUUUCAGCAGUUGGUGGCUCAAAAAACUUUGUUCAUGCGCCUAAUUUUAGUCAGCAAUUUUAUCAGGCAAGUAUUGAGCAAAGUGAACAGAAGCAUGUCUCUGAUGAGUAUUUUGCCAAUCAGAAUUCAAUUAAUUUCCCCCAGCAACAGUUUAACGGUACCCAUCAAUUCUCUUAUGCUCCGACCGCUGGAAGGUCAUCUGCUGGCCGUCCUCCACAUGCAUUGGUUACUUUUGGUUUUGGCGGGAAACUUAUUGUGACAAAAGGAACUGAUUCUAUUGGAGGCUCAUCUUAUGGAAGCCAGAAUCCUGUAGGAAGCUCCAUAUCCAUUCUUAACUUGAUGGAAUUAGUAAAUGAGAAAGAUGGUGCUUCUGCCCGUGGAUUUGGUGUUUCUGAUUACUUUCGUUCUCUCUGUCAACACUCCAUCUCUGGUCCACUUCAUGGUGGGGGUGGUGGUAUCAAGGAGUUAAACAAAUGGAUUGAUGAGAGAGUUGGGAUCUCUGAUACUUCUGAUUUGGACUCCAAAAAAGGGGAAGCUUUGAGGCUGCUUCUGUCUUUGCUAAAGAUUGCCUGUCAGCAUUAUGGAAAACUACGUUCUCCUUUUGGUGCCGAUACAUUGUCAAAGGAGAAUGAUACUCCAGAAGCAGCAGUUGCAAACCUUUUUGCAUCUGCCAAAAAGCUCGGUGCUCAAUUCAGUAAUUAUGGUGCGAUUGCCCAUUGCUUGCAAAAUUUGCCUUCCGAAGGGCAAAUGCGGGCCACUGCUUCUGAGGUUCAAAGUCUCUUGGUUUCUGGGAGAAAAAAAGAGGCCCUGCAUUGUGCGCAAGAGGGUCAGUUAUGGGGUCCAGCCCUUAUUCUUGCUGCACAGCUUGGAGAUCAGGUUUUGUCACUUGGACACUGUCUACCAUAUGAGAUAUUUCAGAUUGGUUCUUCGCUAUCUAUAUUCUUUGCAGUUUUAUGCUGUCUGAGAUUUGUUCUUCUCUGUGUAUAUUAUUUGCAGUUUUAUGCUGAGACAGUGAAGCAAAUGGCACUUAGGCAAUUAGUGGCUGGCUCACCUUUGCGGACCUUGUGCCUGCUAAUUGCUGGACAACCAGCAGCUGUUUUUUCCACAGAUGACUCAGCUUAUAGCAGCAUGCCUGGUGCUGUAAAUAUAGCUCAACAACCUGCACAGUUUGCUGCUAAGGGCAUGUUGGACGACUGGGAAGAGAACUUAGCUGUUAUAACUGCCAAUAGGACAAAAGAUGAUGAACUUGUGCUUAUUCAUCUUGGAGAUUCUCUGUGGAAGGAAAAGAGUGAUGUUGUUGCUGCACACAUAUGUUAUUUAGUUGCUGAAACAAGCUUCGAGCCAUACUCAGAAAAGGCUAGGCUGUGUCUUGUUGGUGCAGACCAUUUGAAAUAUCCCCGAACAUAUGCUAGUCCAGAGGCUAUUCAGAGGACAGAGAUAUAUGAGUACUCAAAGGUACUUGGAAACUCUCAGUUUAUCCUUGACCCUUUUCAACCAUAUAAGCUCGCAUAUGCACACAUGUUGGCUGAAGUUGGGAGGAUAUCAGAUGCGUUAAAGUACUGUCAAGCAGUUUUAAAAUCACUCAAAACUAGUCGUUCUCCUGAGGUAGAGACAUUGAGACAAUUGGCGUCAUCUCUCGAGGAACGUAUAAGAAGUUACCAACAGGGAGGGUUUUCCACAAACUUGGCCACAACAAAAUUGGUGGGAAAAUUGCUCAACCUCUUCGAUUCUACUGCCCAUCGCGUUGUGGGGGGUAUGCCGCCUCCUGUUCCUCAUGCACCAGGUGGCAGUAUGCAAAGUCUGGAAUACAAUCAACAGAUUGGACCUAGAGUCUCUACAAGUCAAUCAACAAUGGCAAUUUCUUCAUUGAUCCCUUCAGGAUCAAUGGAGCCCGUAAGUGAAUGGGCAAGUGAUAGUAAUAGGAGGACAAUGCAUAACAGAAGUGUUUCAGAGCCUGACUUUGGAAGAAGUCCCAGACAGGAUCAGGUCGAUUCGUCGAAGGGAGAGAGUUCUUCCAAUGGACAAGGUGAAACAGCAGGUGGAGUUACAUCCCGGUUCAGUCGUUUUGGUUUUGGUUCGCAGCUUCUUCAGAAGACUGUAGGUUUAGUCUUAAGACCGCGACAAGGCCGCCAAGCAAAGCUGGGUGAUACAAAUAAAUUUUAUUACGAUGAAAAACUUAAGAGAUGGGUAGAGGAAGGUGCUGAACCUCCGCCAGAGGAAACUGCCCUGCCUCCCCCGCCAACUGCAGCUUUUCAGAAUGGGACAUCUGACUACAACCUCAAGACUGCACUAAAAAGUGAAGGUUCGCUUGGCAAUGGAAGCCCAGAAUUCAAAAGCCCAACUUUGGACCAAGUUCCAGGGAUUCCACCGCUUCCACCCACCUCCAAUCAAUUCUCUGCACGUGCUCGGAUGGGUGUUCGGUCAAGGUAUGUCGACACCUUCAACAAGGGUGGUGGGAACCAAACAAAUUUGUUCCAAUCCCCUUCUAUUUCUUCCACUAGACCUGCUGCCAGUGCCAACGCAAAGUUCUUUGUUCCCACGCCAGUAUCCUCCGUUGAGGAUACAUUUGACAACAGUUCUGAGAGCACUCAAGAUACUACAAUUAGUAAUGAGAUACCAUCAAGCUCGGCUGUAAAUGAUACAUUCCAUUCCCCUGCACCAUCAUCCUCCAUGAAUAUGCCGAGAUUUGGAAGCAUGGGCAGCAUCUCUACCAAAGUGAGAAGUGCCAAUGGAUCCUUCUCAGCUCCUUCGCGGCGCACAGCAUCAUGGAGUGGAAGUUUUGAAGGAAACUCCAGUCCUCCUCAGAGGGCUGCAGUGAAACCUCUAGGAGAGGUAUUAGGCAUGCCGCCAUCGUCAUUUAUGCCGAGCGAUUCCUUGAUGCACUCAUCAGCAAGUGGUGGCAGUUUUGGGGAUGAGCUUCAUGAAGUCGAACUCUGAUGCAACAAGGAUGUACAUAAUGCGUUUUGCUGCUUCAGCCACUACGUCGCACAGCCUUGCUGAAAAUACUUUCCCGAAUGGCAGUGAGCUAUAUUGAAAGCCCAUACGGAGAAUCAAAUAAUUUUCUUUUUCCUCGCAGUUCAUACUGAAAACCCUCGAAAAGCUCCUCGUUGUAUGUCAAAAAGCAUUUGGGUAUGUCAGCUGUUUACCAUAGUUUAGACAUAGGUUAUAUUAUCUCGUGGAAUCUGGUAUCUUAGGAGCUGGUGUUCUUAUAAAAUUUCAAAGAAAUUGCAAGAGCACACCACUGUACAGUCAUUUGUUCAUUUAUUCAAGAACCCCUUGAAGAAGCAAGAAGUGAACUUCUCAAGGGAAAAGGAUAGUGUAUUAAGUUGACAAUAAGGUGCUUUCUCGUUAGUCGAUUAUAGGGUCUCAGAUCAGAAAUUCAAGCGGCUCAACAACUAAGUGGUUUGCGGUGUACUGGGCAUAUACUUCUACUGAUUUUGCUUGAGAUCCUGGGGCAAGAACACCAGCCCGCGCAUCUGUAAUUGUUUUAUGACAAGUGAAAUCAGUCUCCGUGUCCGUUGUUU
Coffea arabica (coffee) is the source of this 5699-nucleotide messenger RNA. The record is from RefSeq and is a predicted model, not a curated record. NCBI's taxonomy places the organism in Eukaryota, Viridiplantae, Streptophyta, Magnoliopsida, Gentianales, Rubiaceae.